UUCAUACCCUGGUGGAAGUGUUGUAGAUGUCGCCGAUUUCUAUAGCGAUGUAAAUUCUAUCGUCACUGGAAAUACUACUAUUGAUCACCCUGAAAUACCUAGAAAUUUGGCAAAUAAUAUAUCUAUGUCAUCUUUUAGAUUCUCUUUUAGUGAAUCUUAUAGUAUAACAUUUCCUAAUAAUGCAACUGAAUUUAUGUAUAGACCCGCUACUUAUAGAUUAUACUAUAAUGACAAAAGUAUUUAUAAUCUUAGCUUGUUAUG
Messenger RNA from Dentiscutata erythropus, 261 nucleotides. NCBI's taxonomy places the organism in Eukaryota, Fungi, Glomeromycota, Glomeromycetes, Diversisporales, Gigasporaceae. The record is from the annotation of a GenBank genome assembly.